GUUUUAUAAGAAAGUGAGCGAUACUCCAAACUGGUUGUGGGUCUAUUUGUGUUUCCUUGAGCAUCUUGAAAGGCGACAUACGAAAUUUCCAUCUUCGUCAUCGUCUAUCUGGAAAUCAAACCAGCUACAAAUGGGAAAUAGAGGAAGAAUUAGUGAUAAAUGGUCCAUGAGGGUUCUCUGGGUUACAGCAAUUGGAAGUGCUAUUGGUCUAUAUAUGGUUGCUGUAGAAAGACAAAUACAGAACAGGGAAAAGAUGAUGGCUGAAUCCCUAAGGGCAGCAGAAGCAGAGGCAAACAAUGGUGGCACAGUUUGAUUGCCUCAUUUCCCAUCUUCUUUACAUAAGCAUGUUAACUGCCCUUACGCCUGCACGAAAGUUGCCGGUUUAGAAUUUUUACCAACCGAAAAAAGCGUGAUUGGGUCGGGACCUUCUCUGAGAUGAUGGUUUAAUAAAUGAGCAUCGAAUUAUAAGAUGUAGAAACCAUAAGCCAUGAGUUCCAUGAGAAUGGUUGUUCUUUGUUGUGGUUCUGUUUAGUUCAUUACCAAUAUGUUUAGAUUUAA
Cynara cardunculus var. scolymus (artichoke) is the source of this 558-nucleotide messenger RNA. RefSeq lists its product as uncharacterized. The transcript has 3 exons. Bases 131 to 313 code for a protein of 60 amino acids. The record is from RefSeq and is a predicted model, not a curated record. NCBI's taxonomy places the organism in Eukaryota, Viridiplantae, Streptophyta, Magnoliopsida, Asterales, Asteraceae.